Molecule: messenger RNA, 1290 nt
Organism: Chenopodium quinoa (quinoa)
Lineage: Eukaryota; Viridiplantae; Streptophyta; Magnoliopsida; Caryophyllales; Amaranthaceae
Exons: 1
Coding region: 1-1290 (429 amino acids)
Source: RefSeq, a predicted model, not a curated record
AUGAAUGUUGUUACUUUGAGGAGUGGAAAGCAAUUGGAAGAUCCUCCUACCAAGGAGCCAUCAAAGGAGGUCAUUGAAAAAGUAGGUGAAGGUGAGAAGGAGAUCGAUAGUGCUAAGGUCGAGGAUGAAUCAAAGGAAGCAACUCCAAAGCCGCUUGCUCCGUAUGUGCCUAAAGUUCCUUUUCCUCAAAGGUUAGCCCAAGCUAAACUUGAGAAAACGUACGGUAAAUUUCUUGACAUCCUGAAAAAGCUUCAUAUAAAUAUUUCGUUUUUAGAUGCUAUAUCCGAGAUGCCUUCAUAUGCUAAAUUUUUAAAGGAUAUGCUUUCUAACAAGAAAAAGUUAGAAGAGAAUGCUACAGUUGCUUUGAAUGUAGAGUGCAGUGCUAUUUUGCAGAACACUCUCCCUAAGAAAUUAGGCGAUCUAGGUAGCUAUUCAAUUCCAGUGAAGCUUUGGGAUAUUGAAAUUAACAGGGCACUAUGCGAUCUUGGUGCAAGUGUGAGUCUCAUGCCACUGUCCAUUUGUAAGAAGCUGCAAAUGGGUGAACUCAAACCCACACGCAUAUCCUUGCAACUUGCAGACAGGUCAGUAAAGUUUCCUUUGGGUGUACUUGAGGAUGUACCUCUUCGUGUAGGUAAGUUUUUCAUACCUUGUGAUUUUGUUGUGAUGGAAAUGGAGGAAGAUGUAAAUGUUUCGAUUAUUCUUGGUAGACCUUUCUUAGCUACUGCAGGUGCAAUCAUUGACAUGAAAAACGGUAAGAUUACCUUUGAAGUUGGUGAUGAAAAAUUAGAAUACUCACUUAUGAAUGUCAUGGGUACUCCCUCCAUGGGGGAAACUGUUUGUCAGGUUGAUGUACUUGAUGAGUUGCAGAGUGAGCAGCUUCCUUUGAGCAAACCAGAUGAUGCACUCGAAACGGUGCUAGUAGGGAAGGAUGAUGAUGGAGAUUGGGAAUCAAGGGAGUAUGUCAGGUUACUAGAAGAAGCAAGGGCCAACCUAAUCGCUAAUCCAAUCAGAGAAAUACUUAGUGUAGUGAGUAUUGGGGAGAGUACUAAGCCUCCCGAGGUAGAGUUGAAACCUCUCCCUUCGAAUUUGAAAUAUGCAUAUCUUGGUCCCUAUAAUUCAUACCCUGUUAUUGUCAAUGCUGAACUCAAGGACACGGAAUUGGAGCAAUUGCUCAAUGUUCUAAAAACAUAUAAAAGUGUAAUUGGGUACUCCAUUGAUGAUAUUAAGGGUAUUAACCCUUCUUUCUGUAUGCAUAAAAUUAUUCUUGAAACGAUCAUGCCUCCUCUAUAG